AUGGCUCCUUUUGCUACAGAGGAAUUGGAGCAGUUGCAGAAAGAGAUCAAUGCCAAAAACCCAACUGAUGUGUUGCAGUUUUGCGCAAACUUCUUCAAUUCAAAGUUAGCCUUGCAAAGAAACCAUUUAUGGCAAGUGGAAGCAAAGGCCAAGGCCGCAGGUAUUGAGGUAUUCCCUCAGCUUGAAGCUGGGGCAAUCGAUGCCAACGGUCAGGGUACUAUUCCAUGUGUUCGCCAACCAUCUUUCAAGUCGCCCUUCGGUGACAAUGACCCUCAUUCUGAUCACACCAACCAUCGUGAGGAGCACAAACAAGAAGACAGUGCUGGUCUUUUCAAGGGCUUUGGUGCUGGUAGAAGAGCUCAAAAUGCGGCGACUCCAGAACUUGACCCUAAUGACCCAAGUGCAUCUGCUGGUCCACAAGAUGCGCCUCCAAAGCCCGCCAAUAAGCUUCCAUUAGCUUUCAAUGCCAACAGAAGAACGUCGGUUUCUGCUGAAGCAAUGAACCCAGAUAAGUUCAAGUCCGACUCCUGGAAGCCUCCGGUUAAUGACCUCACUGAUGAGCAAAGACUGGAGUUGGCUAAAACCCUCUCGCUGAACUUCUUGUUCCAACAAUUAGAUAAGAAGGCAAAGGCGACCGUUGUAUCUGCUUUACAGAAAAAGCAGUACACUCAAGGUACUGAAAUCAUUACUCAAGGCGAUGUUGGUGACUAUUUCUAUAUAAUCGAGUCUGGAACCGUGGAUUUUUAUGUGAACGGCACCAAGGUCAACACGUCUGGUGAUGGCUCUUCAUUUGGUGAGCUUGCUCUCAUGUAUAACUCUCCCAGAGCUGCAACUGCUACUGCUGCUUCUGACGUUACAUGCUGGGCUUUGGACAGAGCGACUUUCCGUCGUAUCUUGUUAGAAGGAACUUUCAACAGAAGAAUCAUGUACGAGGAUUUCUUGAAGGACGUUACGGUCUUAUCGGGCUUGACGCACCAGGAGAGAUCCAAACUUGCCGAUGCAUUGAGCACGGAGAUGUUCCAUGCUGGUGACAACAUUGUCACCGAAGGCGCUACUGGUGACAAAUUCUACCUCAUUGAGAGCGGAACAUGUGAGAUCUCCAAGCAGAGCGAGGGUGUCAUUGGCACUAUCGGCAAAGGCAACUACUUCGGUGAAGUUGCUUUGUUGAACGACCUACCAAGACAAGCCACAGUCAAGGCCCUAGACAACGUUAUUGUUGCAACCUUGGACAAGUCGGGCUUUACGAGAUUGCUCGGCCCAGCUCUCGACCUUUUGAGAGAGCAUGACCCUACAGCAGUUCACUAG
This is a messenger RNA of Candidozyma duobushaemuli, 1305 nucleotides long. RefSeq names its product cAMP-dependent protein kinase regulatory subunit (gene BCY1). Gene Ontology annotation, molecular function: cAMP-dependent protein kinase regulator activity. The transcript has a single exon. Gene Ontology annotation, biological process: regulation of protein phosphorylation. The record is from RefSeq and is a predicted model, not a curated record. The coding region runs from base 1 to 1305 and encodes 434 amino acids. Gene Ontology annotation, cellular component: nucleus; cAMP-dependent protein kinase complex. Lineage: Eukaryota; Fungi; Ascomycota; Pichiomycetes; Serinales; Metschnikowiaceae.